UUCUAAUCGGUUCGCCGGGUUCGGUCAGCCAGAAGUGUGUAACUUUGAAAGGGUAAAAGCAUUCUACUGCUUUCAGUUCGCUUUGCCUCGUCGUGUUGUGCACGAGUGCGCGUUCCCAGUGGAGCAGCUACCCAAAACGAACACGAAAUCGAUUCCGUCCAAGUGUUGGCUCAGCGCUUUAUUUUUCAAGAUCACUGAGAAUAUUGCAUGCUCCAUAGUCUCGUGUGUGUGUGGCUGGUUUGGCGCGUUUACAUAAAUCACCGAGCUGCAUAAAGCUGAAAUUUUGUUUGUGUAAAGUUGCCCAGCUGUGGCGUCCACACAGGAAAAAGCUCCACGUUUGCGAGUCGGUAGUGAUUCAGACCAAUUCGACACUCACUCGCAUUACGAUCGCUUAAAAUGCAAUUUCUUAAUAGGCUCCGGAAGGGCGUCAACAAAGAAUUGCAAAAGCAAAAUUUCGGCUUUGAAUGCAGUCACGUGCAUCUCUUCUACAAAUCGCUGUGGCAAAAGAAUGAAGUCAGCACAAUUUACUUGCUGUAUCGUUGGAUAUGGGCGUUAUUGUCUCUGGGCGUUUACAUCACUUGCAUCAUUAUGCAAUUCUGCGAUGGCAAAUUUUUUAUCUACAUGACCAACUGGGGCUUUGGUCUGAUCACGAUCACCAUGCUGCUCGCCGCCGUGCAUGUCACACGCUGGCAUUUCGAUCUGCAGAAUGUGCGGAGUCUGGUACAAGAAGCGGGACAGAAGGCUAGCACAACGUCCGGCCUGAAGAUCUAUUGGUGGCUCCACAAUAUGUCACUGCUCAUGGCACUGGUCAUCUCCACAGUAUACUGGAUAUUUCUAAAUGGACGCAUGAACAAGCCAACACGUUUUCCGGCAAUCAGCGUGAUAACGCAUGCCCUGAAUAGCAUAUGUAUGCUGAUCGAUUUCCUAAUCGUGGCAUUUCCACUGCGAUUGCUGCAUAUGGUACAGACCAUGUGCAUGGCCAUAGCAUUCUUCUUGUUCACCCUCAUCUAUCACAUUUGUGGUGGCACCGACGAAUUCGGCAAUCCCUAUGUUUAUCCCAUACUGGACUGGCAUAAUCCCAUGCGUUGUCUGGUGACUUUUGUUGGCAUUUUUCUGAUGAUCAUCUGCUUUUGGCUGCUGCUCUUUGGCGUUCAUAAAAUGAAGCAGGUCUUCAAUAGGGCCUUCAGCAUUGUCUGGACACCCCAUGCAGUGGGCCUCAUAUGAGGUUAGCCCCUGUCUUCAGCACUGACUAUUACACCAUCACACAACUGCACUCACAUAGUUUUAAGUAGUACCGCCCGCAUUUUGUUGUAAUUUUCAUUUAGUUACAUACAUUACACACAACACACACACACAAACACACACACUAGCAUUUAUUUAUAUCAAUUCGUAGCUGUACAGACUAAAUUAUUGUUAUUUAGUAAGUACCGGCUAUGCGGCUAGACUAAGUUUUUGCUGGUUCCUUUAUGCCAAAGCAACAUCCUAUUGCUCUGGCAAUAUUUUAAUUGUGUAAACAAUUGAAUAAAGCCUGUUACUAUGGAAUCCAUAGUAGAAAGAAAUUGUUGAAAAAAUAACAAGAGCACAACGCUGCCAAAAUUUGAUCGAAUCAAA
Drosophila virilis is the source of this 1611-nucleotide messenger RNA. RefSeq names its product rolling stone (gene rost). The record is from RefSeq and is a predicted model, not a curated record. Lineage: Eukaryota; Metazoa; Arthropoda; Insecta; Diptera; Drosophilidae. Gene Ontology annotation, cellular component: membrane.